Molecule: messenger RNA, 7393 nt
Organism: Spirodela intermedia
Lineage: Eukaryota; Viridiplantae; Streptophyta; Magnoliopsida; Alismatales; Araceae
Source: the annotation of a GenBank genome assembly
AUGGCAGAACGUGAAAGAAGAGCGGGUGAUAGAGUAAGGCUGUCAUUGAUCUCUCUUUCUUUCGCGCCUUUUCUCGCUCCCUUUGUCUGUCUGCUCUCUCUCACUCUAUCUUGCUCUCGCUUUCUUUCUGUGGAUGCGUCCUCGCUCUACGAAGCACGGCGGAGUUCGGACAGCCUGCCGCCUUCUCCUCUCCUCUCCGUCGAGUUCUUCUGGAACCCUUUCUCGUGCGCGAAUCCGGAGGAAGAGUGGGAGGCCGCAUCCGGCGGAGGAGUCCACCGCCGAAGACGCCGAGGUCACGGUCGGCGCCGCCUCACGGAGAGGUCGUACGUUCCCAGGCUUCUGCUUCCCUGAAAGGCCGCUCCGGGUAUGUUCUAGUGCCGUCUUUCGACGAAUUCUCGCCUUUCGUUGAUUCGGGGGUUAUGUUCUAGUGCCGUCUUUCGAUGGGUUCGUGAUUUUCUGUGUCGGGGGCAUCUUCUUGUGGACUCUUUGGAUGGGAUCUUUAUUUUCUUUGAUUUGGACUUUCGGUUGCCUGCGGUGGUGCGGGUGGUGCGAGAUUGCUGAAGAAAGCUCUGGCUUUCCUCCUUCCUCUUAUUUAUUUACCUUCUUCCGAUUUGUUUUGCCGCUUCGUUGCUGAUUCGAUUUGAUGUUUGGUCUGGGUAGGGGGAUCUAUCUUCUUCUUUAGACUUCCAUCCGAUUGCUCUUUGGGGACGGAUGAGUGUUACCGUCUGGAGGAGAAAAGAUUAUUUCAGCAAGGUUUAUCGAUUGACGGUGACGGGUGAGCGUGUUGAAUCAAGGGGCACAUUCGAUUUUCGGAUCGCUGAGCGAUCGACCAGUUUCUGGAGAAGAACCCGGUGAUUUCCGGCAGGAAACAACACCCUCCGUACCUGCAGCUCUCCCGAGCGUUAUUCCCCACCCAGAAAAACCAUCAGAACUUGGUGGCGGGCUGUCCUGUUGAGAAAGCAGCUGGAAUCGAGGGAGGAAGUGUGGACGAGGUUGUCGGGCUACAGGAGGAAGCGAGGAUGUCUCCCAUCCCGGAUCGGGUACAUGCUUCGACGUCCCUCAUUCCUUUCCUUGACGGCGACUGUAGAGAGCUUUCUCUCUCCAUCCCAAAGCACAUCACAUCUUGACAAUAGGAAUGUCCUAUCCAAAAUCGACAGGUGCAGGUCGGAAAUUCUCCAUUAUACAAGGUAGAGAGAAUGUUGGGUGCAGGAGGUUUUGGGCUGGUCUACAUUGGACGAAGGGUGGCUGGUGGAUCUCAGGGCGAUGGGCCCAAUGCCUUUAAGGUUUAGUUUCAACCUCCCAUCACUCCUGCCAAGGGAAUCUUUAAAUACUGCUGUUUUAUGUUGUCUCUUUCAUUUUCCUGCGGUGGGUGUAGGUAGCACUGAAGUUUGAGCAUAGAAAUAGCACGGGUUGCAGAUUUGGCCCCCCAUAUGAAUGGCAAGUUUAUGAGUAAGAAGACACCCCCUACUGCUCUAAUUUAUUACGUAUUGUGUCGAUCUAAAACUACGUUCUUCAUCUGACUUUGUGAAUAUGGUUUUAGCCAUCUCAAGGGAUGCUAUGGAUUGCCUAGGGUGCACUACAAGGGCCGCCAAGGAGAUUAUUUCGUCAUGGUUGGCGUAGAGUCUUUCAUUUUAUUGUUUCCUCGAAUUAUGUUUUUUAUUGAAAGCUAAUUAUGAUAUUGUUGAUGAUGAUUGCUGCAGAUCAUGGACAUCCUUGGACCAAGUCUCCUGGAUGUGUUCAUAUCCAUUGGGCAAGUGUAAGAAAAUAAUCUUGACUUCAUAUUCAAAGUCAAUAUUCUGUUGAGAAUUGUGCUAUUGAGUUUGACUAACUCCUUGGACAGAAUGCCACCAAAUAUGGUGGCUUGUAUUGCUGUGGAGGCAAUAUCCAUCCUUGAGAAGCUACACCAAAAAGGGUACGUAUGGCUUUGUGGCAGUGUGAUAUUUUUUCAAUUAAAUUUUUGCAAAGGUCACAGUAAUCAAUUCAUUGCUCCCUUGUGCACUCCCCUCCCUCCCUCCACCCACACAAAAAAAAAAACAUGCCAGGUUUGUGCAUGGAGACGUCAAGCCAGAGAAUUUAUUGUUGGGUAAACCCGGAAGCUCAGGGGAGAAGAAGCUUUUUCUCAUCGACUUUGGGCUGGGUAUGUUGCUGCAUUCCAAUCACUUCUUGUUUUCACCUUUCGCACCUAUUGAUUUUAGAGUAGGGUUUGUUUUUCCAAGUAUAUAAACAAAUUCGUCUUGACUGAGAAGUCCCUGUCUGUAUCAACAUCAGUGAUAUUUUUGUGCUUUGUUCAGAGCCUGUACAAAUGCUAAUUGGUGUCAUUAAUAUUUUAAUCAGCUUCAAUGUGGAGGGACAGUUUGUCAGGCCAGCAUGUCAGCUUAUGCCAACAGCCAGAUAAUUUCAGGUUUUUUGGGAAACGAUAUUCUAUUUUUUCCCUAAAUUCUUAGCUAAGAGGAGGAUUCAUAAAAUCUUACCCCUACCUUACUAUCUAUCUCAUGUUCCCUAGGGGCACAACACGAUAUGCAAGCGUCCAUGCACAUUUAGGCCUCACAGCGAGUAGAAGAGAUGAUCUUGAGUCAUUGGCCUACACUCUGAUUUUUUUGAUUAAAGGAAGGCUGCCGUGGGAAGGCUAUCAGGUUUGCUUUCACCUCUACUUGUACAUGUUCUCCCAUCUCUUUGAUUGAUCACUUGCUGAUUCUUAUGCCAACUAUGUAGGGGAAUGACAAGAGGUUUCUAGUCUUCAUGAACAAGACUGUAACCUCCCCCGAGACGCUGUGUGGUGGCUGUCCCCCUCCUUUUGCACAAUUCCUUGAAGCAGUGAAGAAGAUACAAUUUGUUGAGCAGCCCACCUACUCGAAGCUCAUUUCUCUUUUUGGAAGCUUGAUAUGCCCCCCCUGCACCCUGUUAAAGACCAUUCGGAUUGAUGCAAUUUUGAAGGUGGUUGCAAACAUGACAUCACUGAAAUUACCUCACAUAUUUUUAUUUUAUGUCAGAUGGUUUUAUCUCUUUUUCAUGGCUCUAUCAUCUGUUGUUAAAUAGGCUGACCAUGUUUCCAACAGGUUCACCAAAAACGUGGAAGAUUGCAGGUAAAUAAUGAAGAAGAUGAGUGUCAUAGAAAGAAACGGAUAAAAUGUUUGAUUGAUGAUCAAUCAAUCAAACAUUUUAUCCAUUUCAUAACCAUGUACAUGUAAGAAUAUAAAUAAAAUCUGUAAAGUGCCAAUUGAGAAAACAUAAAUCUCAUGACUAAAUUAUUUAUUAUUAUUGUUCUUAUUUAUUCAUAAAGAAAAUGAUAGUUUAAAAGCCUGAUAUUAAGGGCAUGAAUAUAAUACUUUUUUAAUGUAAUCAUAGCUAUUGAUAAAGGUGUGUAAUUAAUAUUUAUGCAAAAACAGAAACUAUAUCAAUCAAUGAUAAUAAUACAAGACAACCAUUUAGAGGGCGUGAGUAUAAGUAGUAUAAUAUCACAGUUACUCUUGCUAGGAAUAUGUAUCAUUUAUUGCCAACAUUUAAACUUUAGAAAUGUUUUGUACCUACUAUCUAUUCACCUUGGAAAUGGCACCACUUUGGACGUAACCUAUUGAGUACAGGAAUAUAAUAUGUUUAAGUACGUUCACACUUACAAAUUAUCAGAAAUAAUUAUUAGACCGAUAAAUGUAAAUUUUAUGCAUAAAUAAUGAAUAUUACUUUUUUAUAAGAAAGCUGGCACAUAAAAAUACAGUAUUAAAGGGAAGAAAUCUAAUAUUAUUUCAUACAAUCAUAAUGAUUAGUUGCAAUGAAUAAUUACUAUAGUUUACCAAAAUGAAAAUUUUAUCAGUAAAUAAAUGAACACUACAAGUAUUGGAUUAAAUGGCACGAAUUUGAUAGUUUAGGUUAUAUUUAUAAUUACUAAUCACUAUGAUUAAAAUUAUUUAUUAGAAUAUGUAAAGUUAUGAAGAAAUAAGAAUUAUGUAUUGGAAGCUUAUGUGUCCACCAAAGGACACACAUCCACCCCAUAAUGUGUUUAGAACCACAUGUAGUCCAAAACUGAAAGUAAUGUAAUGUCAUAAUUGGUUCCCAUCAUAGUAAAAGUAUGAUUUCUUUAGUGAUGAUCUAAAAAUUAAGAAGCAUCUAGAUUCAUAGAAGAUUGGGUAUAUAAAGAGGAGUUUGAAAUAAAAGUCACAUAGUUAUGCUUUGUAAUGUUUUCAAUUUGAAAAGCAUAUCUUGACAAAGUUAAAUCUUAUAUGAUUCACAUGAAUGAAUGUCAUCGUAUAUACUUUUUAUACAUUGCACCCUCUAGAUGUUUUCCUAAACUUGAAGAAAAAUGUACCCAUCGUCAAAUCUUGAUUCAUUCUAUUGAUGAGUGGAAAAUAAAUUUCUUGUCUAAACUAAGACUUUAAGCAUAAGUAGGAAGUUAUUGUAUUAACAAGUGUGCCGACCAUCACAUUUAUGAGGAUAAUGAAUUAAUCAUGGAAAGUAUUUAUUGAAACAAAUUAUUAUCUAUUUUGACUGUAGUCUAAUGUACAAUUGUAAUUAAGAGUUACAUAAUUCUAUAUGCGACCCCUAUUAAAUGUUUUUGAGCCAAAUCUAUAUUGUAUAUAAAUUUGUAUAUAGUUUUACACAUAUAAAAUGAGAUUUUUGCCUUUUUAAGAGUACACGUUCAAUAUUUUCAAGUAAAUUGAUAAUAUUUUCAAGUACAAUAUUUUUACCUUUAUUAUUUGUUAAUAUAAUGCCUUUUUUUGUCAUAAUAGAAAACCACUGAUAAGUUUUCAUUAUCAUGAGUUAAUAAUUAGUAAAUAACUCAUGAUAAAUAGACUUAUAUUUUUUUUAAAUUAUGAAAAAUAGUUUUCAAUUGAUUAAUGUAAUUUUUUUAGCUAAUUAGAUAAUUUUUUAUGCAUUUAUAUGAUUUUUAUAAUCCUAUUUUUUGAGAUAAAUCAAGAAAAAGAAAUUAAAAAAAAAUAUAGCAAAAAAGAGGGGACCCGUCAACCAACCAGGCCUAUAAGUAGAUUAGAAGUGUAGUCGGGGGGAGCCACGAGCAAGGGCUUGGGUGACUAGGACCAAUGGAGGCAUGUGUGCACCACUCCCCUUCCACGUCGCUGGUGGCCAGCCAAGUCUUAUGUAAGGAGUGGUUGUACAUGUGAGAGAAAAGUACUCAUUACUUGUAAAUGUGAUAUUACUAUAUAUUUGCUUAAAACAUUGGCGCACAAGUGAUGUGGGACUAAACCCACAUCACACCUUUCCUUGAAAGGCUUUGACGAUUUUAAUACCUAAAUUACUCCUUAAUUAUAAUAGAGAUAUACUAUGAGGACGUCACUUGAUAAGGGCAUUAGAGUACUUAUUUCAAUCUCUCUUAUAUAGGUGGACAAUCAGCACGGGUUUGAAUCCUCCUAGAGCCCAAUGAAAGAUUAUCUCGACUUUCCUAUAGAUCACCAGUGAAGGAUUAAGCCAUUAAAAUUGUUAGGUCAUUGACAAAAAUCUUGUCAACACAAUUCACAAAGCAUUAUUACUAAAAUUGCUGAAAACGAUUCGCGAUAAAAGGAUCAUGAAUCUAUUGAGUAAAUCAUCUCUGAUUGAUCGAUGAACAAGCUGUCAUCGAGAAGAGGACAAUCUGUCGUGAGAUGAGUCAUCACCUCCUGAGAGCAUACUAGAUGCGAUGAAAAAUCUCCUCUUACUACACAGACCUGAGGAUGAAGCUCCUUAACAUGCAUCCCACCUCCAUCUAGCUCUUCUCCAUCAGGUGACAGCCACUAGAGAGUCACAAAGUCUUCAUUUUUUUGCUCUGCUAAGUGACGGUUGUCGGAGAUAAUUUGAUGAUCCAUUUCAUUGAUCUCUAAACUUUGCAUAGAUAUCUAGAGAUUGCCCACAUCGUCCUUGUUCAAGGAGAGCCUUUGAGGCUCUGGACACUACACGACAAUCUUCCCGAAUACUCAAAAUUCUUGUGCAUCAUCGACACAUUAUUACCGUGACGUUGGAAUUUUAUUUUUCUACUUUCAACUUAACUUUUACUUCAUUUAGUGAUACUUUGUGUGAUUUAAAUUUACCAAGCUAUAUUUGAUUCAAUUACGAUUUUUCUACCUUUUACAGGUCUUAAUUUGAUUAAUUAGAUCAUUUGUAAUCGCUUACACAAGAAUCACUAGGCAGAACUUUGUUCCUGUUUGAUUCGCGUUUGUCAGGCACUAACGUCAUCCUAACAUCCGCACCCUUAUUUCCUUUUUUCACGAAUUGAAGUAUAUUUUAUUUUCAUUUCUCAGUAUAAAAUUCAUAAAAAAAUUAUAUUCUUUGAGAAAAAUACUAAAAAGUUACCCAAUAUUAUAUUACAUCUCUGUGAUCGACUUAAAAAAUUACCACUAUUUUUGUAAACUUAAUUGAAUUAUAAUUAAUAUAUUUGUUUAUAAAUACUUCUAAAUAUCUAAAAAUUAGUAUUUUCUAGUUUUAUAAUUUUUAAAUUUACGUGAUUUAUAAUACAACAACUAAGUCACGUCAAAUGGUUUUUCACCUUCCUAUGGAGAUCAAACAUAAGGCUUAUUAAGUUAUAAAGAAUCUUAAUCUUUCUUUAGAUGCCAUAGGUAAGCACCAUAUGUUGCAAUUGCAAGAGCUUCAAGAACUACCCAAUGAGAUGUACGAGAAGUCUCUAAUUUACAAAGUAAAAAUGAAGGCUUUUUAUAACAAGAAGGAGAGCAGAAAGAGUUUUCAUGAGCAUCAAAAAGUUUGGCUUUACAAUUCUCGAUUGAAACUAUUCCUCGAGAAAUUAAAAUCUAGAUGGGAUGGACCAUACCUUGUGAUUAAAGUUUUUGACUAUGGUGCAGUAUUAAUUGCAGAUCUGAAAACUAGUAAAAAUUUUAAUGUGAAUGGGCAAAGAUUAAAACCUUAUUUAGAAAAUGAACCCUCCUUCUCUACCCAUUUCCACUCAAUUAUAUGAUCCAUCCAUUGAACCUCAAUCUUCUUAGAACUUUCUCUCCAUCAUGUACUCUAAGAUGGCAUAGCUUUCUUUUCCACUACAUUCCAUUUUUAUUAUUUUUCUCUAUCCUUUGAUAUUUUUCUUGAGUUUUUAUUAAGUGAACAGAUCAAGCAUUCUAGAGGAAUUGCAUAUCAUGACACAGAUUAAUACAAAAGAAAAUCAGAAGGAUGAAGAGUGAAAAUCAGUUUGCACAUUUAAUGCUUUCUCCUUUUUCUCUUAUAUAGAUAUAUUGAGGACAAUGCGAAUGGUCAUUUGGGGGGGAAGAAUAAAUGCAUGAGGGUGAAUACAUGAGAUUACAUCAGGUGCUAUAGUGCUUAUAACUAAAUCAUGAAGUUCAUCAUCUUUCAUGGUGCAUAUAACCCACACUCUUAAAUUGAGAAAAUCUACUUUGGUCUUCUGCCGGAUUUAUGUUAUGAAUUCUUAUUAUUAACUAUGAGUAGUAAAUUGAAUCUUUCUCUUUCUUGA